Messenger RNA from Mycotypha africana, 2038 nucleotides. RefSeq lists its product as uncharacterized. The record is from RefSeq and is a predicted model, not a curated record. The coding region runs from base 120 to 1709 and encodes 529 amino acids. The transcript is spliced from 4 exons. Lineage: Eukaryota; Fungi; Mucoromycota; Mucoromycetes; Mucorales; Mycotyphaceae.
UUUUUUUUUUUGUGCGUAAUAUGGAGCAUGCUUUUUUUUUUUCUUCCCGAGCCAUUUUUGUUAUCAGUUUUGCGUCUUCCUCUGGUGCAACAGAAAGAAGUGUAUAAAACCUAGUCCUCAUGUCACAGCCGCCACAAAGAAAGAGCAGCUUAAUCAAUACCAGAAGGGAGGAUGAUGACGAUUUGACAACACCUUUGUUGAAUAAUACUUCAACCGCUAGUCAAUCAUUUGUUGGCCAUCGAGACAUUCCAAAUACACCUGCUGGUUCCUAUAGUAAAUCACCCAAGUACAAUACGUCUCGGUCUUUCCCUCAAAGUCAUUCCUAUUACAAUACCUUCAUCGAACAGCAGCAGCAGCAACAAUAUCAACAAAGACAAAAACAACAGCACACACAGGCUCUCUUACAACAGCAGCAAGCCCAACAGCCUCCACCAAAGCGUAUCGUGGGGCAUAUUCUACCACCGGGUCAGUCUACUACUAAUUCAACGUUUGGUCAUCAACAACAGAGCAAUGCUGCUGCCGCUGCCGCUAGAAAUAAAUUGCCUAUGCGUACGACCAAAAUAUCACAAAAAUUAAAAUUAUUCCCUGAAGAUGAACAACUAUUUGCAGAACCCUCAGAAGAAGAUGAAGAAUCGUCGGAAGAACUGGAUAACGAUGUUUAUAACCAGAUUGCAAAGAUUCCUCAUGGUAAAGCAAGACAAGAAGCCAAAUUAUUGAACAAGAUGGAUCGUAGUGAGCUCAACAGAAUGACAGCUUACUGUACAGCUUCAGCUUAUCGCAUGGAUGAUUUAGUCAAGUUCUUGCAAUCCAAAAAGAAAAGCAACGGCACAGCGCCCAAGAGAUUCGAUGAGUGUUUAUAUACACCCUAUUCAUUUACCUAUCCAAUGGCACCACCUAGCUAUACAUACAACAGCAACAACACCAAGACAACUACCUCCGAUAGUAACAAUAAUAACACGAGUACAAAUAGUACAGCUUCGGCACCUAUGUCGGCAGCGACAAGUCAAAAGAUACCUGAGAUGUUUUUAUUUGAUUACGGUGUCAUUGUAUUCUGGGGCAUGACAUUGAAAGAGGAACAGAGGGUUUUGAAACUACUUGUUCCUUUUGAAGAGGAAAAACUAGACGUGGACGAUGUUGAAACAGAAGAGUUCCAUUACUACUACAAUGAAUCUUAUCAACCUCGUAUCUACAACGACAUCAUCACAUUAAGACACCCUUCGAAUUAUCUCAUUAAAUUGACUAUAUCUCAUGCCAUUGCUCAAAGUGUGAAAAUGACGCUCUUUGAAAGAUUGAUUGAUGAUACCAUCAAUGAAACCAAAUAUAUUCCUCAAGUAAUGGCUGAAGAUGGUAACAUUCAACUGUCACGAACGGCUAUUACAAAGAAGAUUGGCCAACUAUUUAUAAUGAGAAUCAACGUGAAUUUAGUGUCGAAUAUCUUGGACACACCAGAAAUUUUCUGGUCAGAGCCUACGUUGGAGCCACUGUAUAGUGCUAUACGUGGCUACUUGGAAAUAUCCCAGCGUGUAGAAUUGUUAAAUCAGAGAGUAGAAGUCAUCAGUGACCUGCUGGAGAUGCUGAAGGACCAUUUGAAUAGCUCCCAUGGUGAGCACUUGGAAUGGAUUGUUAUUUGGUUGAUUGGUAUGGAAAUCUUGGUGGCAGUCAUUACAACUUCAUUAGAUGCGUUUAGUUUGUAUUAUAACAAAGAGUAAAUCCGUUGAAUAUCAUUUUGUCUCGACGCAUGUUCAUAACUGUUGCAUUUAUAUCAUCAAAGAGAAUAAAAGCUUGUCUUAAUGUCUUUCAUGCCUACAACCUCCUCCUGGCUCAUAAAUUGAGGUUAAUACGUUAGUAGUCUCUUUAUUCUUCUAGUCCAAUUCUAUGGUAAGGCACCCUUUUCAUAGCAUAUGAAUAACCACAUCGCUGUAGAUCUAUUCCCAAGAAGACUUUGUAUAUAUUUUAAUAGCCUUGCCUUAUUCGAUCAGUUCAUUCGGUAUAUGUUAUGGCUUGCUUUUCAAACAGACAUAGUUUUUUUUAAAAAAAA